Homarus americanus (American lobster) is the source of this 2746-nucleotide messenger RNA. RefSeq names its product cytochrome P450 6k1-like. Gene Ontology annotation, molecular function: monooxygenase activity; heme binding; iron ion binding. The transcript is spliced from 7 exons. The record is from RefSeq and is a predicted model, not a curated record. Lineage: Eukaryota; Metazoa; Arthropoda; Malacostraca; Decapoda; Nephropidae. Bases 204 to 1712 code for a protein of 502 amino acids.
CUUGCAACUUGGUGGAAUUCUGAUGCAAGGUCGUCGUUAUUAUCAUAUCUAGAGAAGCCUGAGCUUUAGUCGCUGUGCGUCGCUUGAAGAGCUCUAACAGAUUGAGCAAGAGGAGACACGGAGAACGUAUAUGACACGACAAGAAGUGGAAUAUGAAACAAUAAAAAAACAAGAGAGAGAAAAACCCAGGGAAUAAAACAAAUAUGGAGGCAUCAACGUGGACUGUGGGUCUGGCAGUGGUGUUACUGUUCAUUGUGUAUUGCUGGAGGAAGUGUUCGUACUGGUCAUCACGUGGUGUUCCCUCAAAUUCCGUUUUUCGCAACUUUUACAUUUAUCUCCACAUGAUCUUCAAGCGUACUAAACCCUUUUGGCACUUCCUAAAUGAGACGUAUCACGAGAAUGAAGGGAACAACUUCGUAGGCGCCUACGAGAUCUUCAAGCCGUCCCUGAUCGUGCGUGACCCUGGGCUAGUCAAGCGCAUUAUGAUUCAGGACUUUGACCACUUCAGCGAACGCAGGACAUUUGGUAAUUCCAAGAAAGACGAAUGCUUUAGAGAAAUGCUUUUUCUCAUCAACGGCAGCCACUGGAAAGGCGUCAGGUCUAUUAUGUCCCCAACUUUCACCUCCGGCAGGAUGCGUCAAAUGUACCACCUAGUGGAGGAGAAAGCAGAUGCUUUAAUAGAACGUCUUCAGCGACACUGCCAAGAGAAAUCUUUCGUUAAGACAAAGACAAUUUACGCCCGUUAUGUCAUGGAUGUUAUAGGUACCUGUGCUUUCGGUAUCGAGUGCAACUCCAUCAACAAUGAGGAGGAAGAAUUUUGCAAGAAAGCAAGUGAGCUGAACGCCAUCAGCGCGCGGGGAAUAUUACGGGGAAUAGCUCUGUUAACGCUACCUAAUUCAGUGUUGAAUGCAAUCGGGAUUUCUUUUACCACUCCACCGUUCCUGUUCUUCCAGCGCGUGGUGGAGGAGACAAUUAAGAAUAGAGAGAUGGGAGUGAAGCGGGGAGACUUCCUGGACCUGUUGUUAGAACAGCGGGAGGAGCAGAGCAACUCGAACACUAAGACACCUAAGUACCCUAUAAAAGACUCGACGAUCGUCGCUCAGUCCGUCCUAUUCCUUAUCGUGGGUCAUGAAACUACAGCCGGCACCAUGGCCUUCGUCUCCUACUACCUGGCCCGCAACCCACACCUCCAGCACCGACUUCGUCAGGAACUGAGGGACAUAGUGGAAGAACACGGCACGCUUACCUACCAGACCAUCAUGGAGGCGCCAUUCUUAGACGCCAUUUUCUCAGAGACUCAGAGACUCAACCCGAUAGCAGUAGUAAUUGAACGACAAUGUUCUCAAGACUACAGGUUGCCAGGUACGGACGUUAUCUUAAAGAAAGGACAGCAUGUUACCGUGCCUGUCUGGAGUCUUCAAAAUGACCCUCGCUAUUGGACCAACCCAGACCAGUUCCUCCCAGACCGAUUCUUGCCCGAGAACAAUCACAAUGUGAUCAGCGGCACCUACCUUCCCUUCGGUCUUGGACCCAGAAACUGCAUCGGAAUGAGGUUCGCCUUCAUGGAGGCCAAGUUGGCAUUGGCUAAGGUGAUCUUGAAGUUUGAGAUGUCUCUGGCGCCUGGCCAUGAAGAAUUGAAAUUGUCCGUGGUGGCCAUGAAACCCACAGAUGACAUCAUGCUCGUGUUCAAGUCACUCGAAGACGAACAAUAAGUCACCUUAUUUUGACUUUCCAUUGUGACCCUGACUUGGCUCAGAUAUAACCAAAUUUUCUAUGAAAACCCAAACUUUUAUUGAAACAAGUUAGCUUUUUCAUAUAUCAUCUUGAAUACAUAAUUCAAUCAAUCAGAGUACCGUCCUGAUAUCUGAGGGUUGACCCAAGAACGUUUAAAGUGGAGUACUUCCGCUCUAAACGUUUUCGGGCUGUUUUUUACCGAUCCUCCAAGAUUUUGUAUCUCUCUGGGGACCCAGUUUUUAAUUUCAUUCAUCCAUCUCAGUCUCUGCCUUCCCCUGGCCCUCCUACCUUCAACUUUGCCCAUUAAUAUCUCUGUUAUUAUCCCUUCGUCCAUAAUUAUAUAACCAAAAUAUCCCAUUUUUCUUUUUCUGUACAUUUCAAUUAUUUCUCUUGAAGUUUUUGCGAAUCUUAGUACUUCUUCAUUUGUUUUCCUGUCUGUGUAGCUUCUUCAUAGUAUUACCCUAUAACACCACAUUUCAAAGACCCCCAACUCUCUUGCUGGUGUCUGCCGAAGGUGUCCACACUUCUGACCCAUACGUCAGUCGUUACCAUAUAAAAUCUUUCAGCAGUCGUUUUCUCAAUUUGAAGUUAAUGUGCCUUUUCAUUGCGUAGAUUAAACUUGACCUCUCACCAGAAAAAAUACCACUAAUUUUUGCCCUAUUUUGACCUUCUGUGACCUUAACCUUAGCCCAGUUAAAACUAAAAUAAAUAACUUUUCUUUAAUCUCUAGUUCCAUAAAUGCGCUGAGUUUCGCUGCAGUUGGUUUGACUCAGUUAAAUACAUACGUUGAUAGAUUCCUUACCAGUAAUACAUUCAUUAUACCACCUGUUCCUAGUAUCAUCAGGGAUCAACAUUAUACUUAGCUGUCGUUCCUAAAUUUGUCAUUGUUACUUCUGUGGUAUAUGAAGUAAGGAUCUACAGUAGUCUCUUAUUAUUCUAUUUUUACCCCAUAUAUACAAUUUAUUCUAUUUUACCCCAUUUAUACGAUUUAUUCUUUUUUUACCCCAUUUAU